This is a messenger RNA of Phytophthora infestans T30-4, 1530 nucleotides long. Its product is annotated as tubulin-tyrosine ligase family. The record is from RefSeq and is a predicted model, not a curated record. Gene Ontology annotation, cellular component: cilium. The transcript has 3 exons. NCBI's taxonomy places the organism in Eukaryota, Oomycota, Peronosporomycetes, Peronosporales, Peronosporaceae. Gene Ontology annotation, molecular function: tubulin binding; tubulin-glutamic acid ligase activity. Bases 1 to 1530 code for a protein of 509 amino acids. Gene Ontology annotation, biological process: microtubule cytoskeleton organization; protein polyglutamylation.
AUGCAGCAGGAACCGGAAGGCAAACGCCAGGGCACAAUCUUCGUUCUUGUCUCCAAAAUCAAUCCUUCUUCACAGCCAGUGCUCUUCUUCCCCUAUCCAGCCUUUGUUAAACUCGAGAGACCAUGCCCUGCUGGAUACGAAGUCCGCGAAAUGUAUGGAGACGGAUCACUGCACUUGUCCUUUGCAGGGACCAAACGCUUACUGUACAACGCCAUCACCAACGCGCUCCGUGCUACCAACGUCCGUAAAACUGCAUCUUGUAACAAUUGGAACAUUUUUUGGGGAGAGCAUCUCAAGUGCGCUGCGUUGCUCCCAUUUCAGCGUGUGAAUCAUUUCCCUGGCAGCUUUGAAUUGGGUCGUAAAGAUCGAUUAUGUUCCCACUUACUGCGAAUGAGGAAGAGACACCCACACGCCUACGCAGAUAUCAUCCCCGAGACGUAUGUUACAGCAAAUGACUACGACAAGCAGCAGUUUUUAACGCGUUUCCACGCUGAGCCAAACGCUGUUUGGAUCCUAAAACCACCUAAUUUAUCCUGUGGUCGAGGUAUUAAACUCGUGUCUGCAAGUACCCACCCAACCCCAAAGCUAUCAAAGAAGAAAGCUUACGUUGCUCAGCGUUAUGUUGCCAACCCGUUCUUGAUCAAUGGUCUCAAGUUUGAUCUCCGUGUCUACGUCGCAGUAACGUCGUAUGACCCAAUGCGUAUCUAUCUCUUCAACGACGGAUUAAAUCCCUUUGGGCAUCUCACAAAUUACAGUAUCAACAAGCAAAAUUGUGCUGCGUUUCAGAAAAAUCACGAUACACAGGAUGACUUUCAUACGUUCUCAAGUAGCAAAUGGAGUCUGCAGAUGCUGUAUACCUACCUGCGUGAUCAAGGCAAAGCUUUGGAGCUUGAGACCUUCCAAAAAGCACUCGAAGAAUUGAUCGUCAAGACGUUAAUUGCGGUACAAGAUAAACUAGCGUCUGCCUCCAGUUGCAACACGUUCGAGUUGUACGGGUUCGAUGUCCUGAUUGAAGGGGAUUAUCUUAUGCCUCGUCUUCUGGAAGUGAAUAUUUUCCCGUCACUCAGCAGCUCCUCACCAAUGGAUAAACGCAUUAAAACAGUGCUAGUCAGUGAUUUGUUCCAGCUUGUGGGGAUUCCAUUCGUAGACGCGAAGAGAGAAACGCAGCAGCUAGAAAAGGCCAAGCUAGCUCGUCUCCACGGUAUCAAGCAGCCAGGAGUCACUAGAGCGAGUCUCCGUAAAGAGAACGAAACACUGAGACGGCAACGCACACUUGACGAGUUGUCCAGAUCAGCUAACAACAUCACGAUGUCCCAACUUAGUGACGAAGACUUGCAACUUGUAAAGGAGAUGGAGGAAGAACUCCAUCGCUGCGGACACUUUAAGCGCAUUUUCCCUACAGCUCAAUCAUUUGACAAGUAUUCCGAACUCUUCGACACGCUACGAUAUCGCACUCUGCUGUGCAUGAGAUGGCUCCAGCAUACAAACCAAGAUGGCGGCCGAAGGUUGCCUCCAACUGUGAAGAGAUAA